AGACCACCACUGCAGGUCAACACUGGGGGAGUUAUAUGUUCAGUGGACUAGCACGCCGCGCAGAGGCCCUUGGGAAAUGUAGUUUCCAUAUGAAAGACUCUAGACCUGGCGGAGGGCGGGGGCCGGGAGUUCAGGGAAGGGCAGUGUCUGUUACGGGGCGCAGUACUUUUCUCUUCCUCGCGCUGAUGCGGACGCUCGUAGCGUAUUUGUCAAAUGGGAAGUGGCCCGGAAAGCUAAACACAGCAGCCCUGGAAUCUGUGGGAAUUCGGCUCUGCGGAGCACUAGGCAAUGCGCAAGCGCAGUUCAGACCCGGCUGCAGACUCCAGUUCUUUGUGUUCUGUCUGCGAUGUGGCGGUUGCGAUCUGUCGCUGUCGGCAGGGGCUCCUCGAAGGGAAACGCCUUGGUGACCAGGCACGGUGGCCAGAUCCUCUUCGGGAGGGCGAGAGCGGCCGUAGGCGGUGGCGCCCGGGGAGAAGGGCGGAGGGGAAAGCCCAGUGUGUGCAAGUUUCUGCCCGAGGACUCCGACUCUGCUUGUACCUAAGAGGGCUCUUUAGAGAAGAAAUGGCUGUCAGGCACCUGCCAACCACAGUCCAGGAACCGGUGACCCUCAGGGACGUGGCGGUGCUGUUCACCCAGGAGGAGUGGGCCCAGCUGAGCCCUGUGCAGAGACGCCUGUACCAGGACGUUAUGCUGGAAAACUGCAGCCACCUGGCCUCGCUUGGGCUCUUAGGACCCAAACCAGAUCUGUUUGCCCAGCUGGGAAAAGGGGAAGAAUGGACAUCGGAGGUCGCCUCCGGAGGUUUCUGCUUGGACUGGAUGCCUCUCCCUGUGAGUAAGAAAUCUACUCUCAAGGCAGAUAUUCCUGAAGAAGAAUUGGAUCAGUGGAUGAUAGAAGGGAGAUUCACUAGCAGGAGUCACUGGACGUGCGAUGGUCCAUGGGAAUGGCAGCACGAAAGCCGCCAGGUGAAGCUGCAUAAAGGGGUCCUCACUGCCCAGCAAACCUCACCUGUGAGCAGUGACCAGGAAUGGGAUGGAUCUGGGAGGCGCCACACUAUGAGCUCAUCUUCUGUUCAAAGUCAGGGAUUUCAGUCUAACAAAAAAGCCUUUGAGUGUAGUGAGUGUGGAAAAGUCUUCACUACAAGUUCGACCCUUAAUAAACAUCGGAAAAUUCAUAUCGAAAAACUUAGUUCUAAUCCGAAAACUCUUAUUAAAGAGAAACGGUAUGAAUGUAGAGAAUGUGGGAAGGCCUUUCACCAGAGCACACACCUUAUCCAUCACCAAAGAAUUCACACUGGUGAGAAACCGUAUGAAUGUAAGGAAUGUGGCAAGGCGUUCUCAGUGAGCUCCUCACUCACUUACCAUCAGAAAAUUCACACUGGAGAGAAACCUUUCGAAUGCAACUUAUGUGGAAAAGCUUUUAUCCGAAACAUACACCUUGCCCACCAUCAUAGAAUACAUACCGGAGAGAAACCUUUCAAAUGUAACAUAUGUGACAAAGCCUUUGUGUGCAGGGCACAUCUUACCAAACACCAGAAUAUUCAUAGUGGAGAGAAACCCUAUAAAUGUAAUGAAUGUGGGAAAGCCUUCAAUCAAAGUACAAGUUUUCUUCAGCAUCAGAGAAUUCACACUGGAGAGAAGCCCUUUGAAUGUAAUGAAUGUGGAAAGGCCUUCAGAGUGAACUCCUCCCUGACUGAGCACCAGAGAAUUCAUACUGGAGAGAAACCUUAUAAGUGUAACGAGUGUGGGAAAGCUUUUAGAGAUAAUUCAUCCUUUGCUCGACAUCGGAAGAUUCAUACUGGAGAAAAACCUUACAGAUGUGGUUUGUGUGAGAAAGCCUUCAGGGACCAGUCUGCCCUAGCCCAGCAUCAGAGGAUUCAUACUGGGGAAAAACCAUAUACAUGUAAUAUAUGUGAGAAGGCCUUCAGUGACCAUUCAGCCCUUACUCAGCAUAAGAGAAUUCACACUAGAGAAAAACCUUACAAGUGUAAACUCUGCGAGAAAGCCUUCAUCCGAAGCACACACCUCACCCAACAUCAGAGGACACACACGGGGGAGAAACCGUACAAAUGCAGUAAGUGUGGGAAAGCCUUCAGCCAGACUGCAAACCUCAUUCAGCAUCAGAAACAUCACAUUGGAGAAAAGUGAUUGCAGUUUAAAGAAAAGAGCUUUGAGACUGAGUGUAUGAAUAAUUGAAGGUAAGAGAAUCCAUUCCAGAGGAUAACCAUGAAAGCUUAUGUCAAGAUAGUCAUUUUAUUAUUGAGGAUCAAGCUUCAUAGUAUUGUGGGUUUUGAGAAUUUAAGAAUGUCAGACACUCCUCAUGGUUCAGAACUGCCUCACCUGAAUAGCAAGCAGUACUGUGCAAUUAGUCUGAAUCGCCAAGUAUAAGAAUCAAUAUGGAGCUUCAUUAACAACUUAAAAAUUUGUUUAUCAAAUUUACAUUUUGAUUAUUAAGAGAAAUUAUACAAUUCUUAGCCCCCUUGGCCUAGAAUUCACACAUAUCACUUCUAUUGACACCCCAUUAGGGACAGCUAACCAUAUGACCUGACAUGGAGACAAGAAAGGUGGGAAGAGGCUGGCAAUCAACCCAGUGAGGUCCACAUGCCUGUGGUGCUCUGAUGAGCUGUGUACAGGCUGAGUGUAUGAAAAUCAAAAAUAGAAAUUGUAAAAUUAUAGAAAUUAAGGAACAAAGGAACAAAACAGUAAGAAAAUGGUCUAUAAGACUUUCACUUUACCUGAAUCUCUCACGUAAGAGGGUGUCUGUCUCCUUUUGGCGUAACCCUUUGUUCUCACCCACACUGCUGACAUCCAGGGUAAAGGGCAUGCAUCCUCUCAUGUGUCAGCUGGGACUGACUGAAAUGCUGCUCCCUAUCUUCUGUGUCAUGCCACCUUUGGCCAGAUCUCCCUGGUUUGUGUGCCCACUGGCUUUCUGCCUUUCUUCUCCUUCCAGUACAAUUCAUUUGAAUGGUGUGUCCCUCUUUUGAUUUAGCAACCCCUAACUGGUAACAUCAUGUCACUUAUUAUCCAUUUAUACUUGGGGAAUAUAGUGAUCCAACCUCACACACAGUCCAUGAGUCUGGGUAUCGCCCCAGAUCCAGCU
Molecule: messenger RNA, 3097 nt
Organism: Phyllostomus discolor (pale spear-nosed bat)
Lineage: Eukaryota; Metazoa; Chordata; Mammalia; Chiroptera; Phyllostomidae
Gene: ZNF454
Product: zinc finger protein 454
Exons: 5
Coding region: 289-2145 (618 amino acids)
Biological process (GO): regulation of DNA-templated transcription
Source: RefSeq, a predicted model, not a curated record